UUGUGUUUUAUAUCAAGUUACUUGUUUUACUUUUAUUUUAAAUGUUGAAAUAUUUUAUUUUCUGCUGCCAGUUUUAUCUUCUUAAUUUUUCAAUGGUCUUUUAAGAUUUUCAUAAUCCACAAAUAUUAAUACAGUUAACUCACUAUCAUUUAGCAGAUAGCAUUGCUGUCAAAUGUACAUUAUCAUGUGGUUUUUGACACAUAAGUAAAUAUAUAUGCAUGAGCUAAUCCUAGAUUUCCAGCACAGAUACACAGCGUGUGUUGUGUGACUAUUAUUAUCAUCAUCAAUCUUUAUUAUAGUCCAUGGACCCAAUGUGCCCAGCAGAAAAAAAGUGGACAGCACAUUCAUAAAUGAGUGCAAUUCUAGAUGCAUAUGAACAUGGGCAAAUAUAUACAAGGCAAGUUUAAAUAUGAGUCUAAUACAGGAAGUUGUCUUAUCCUGGCUACCUCAGAGGGAAACUUGGGAACAACUAAUGUCACCUGGGGGAAAUUGUCACUUAGUAAAAACUUUUCUUGGAAUUGGGCUGAUGCACCAGGAAGGUUUUUCAGUGGCUGAGCUUGUUUCUAAAAACUGCAGGACAAUGAGAUGUGAGGUGUGAUACAUACAUUCAACAUCCAAAGGGCAAAGUCUUGCAUUGUAUGGGACUCCCGCAAAUCUGCCUCGAAGCACUUCGGAUAGGAACACGUUGCACCUUGCCUUGGAGAAUAGGCAGUGAUAUUUGGCCACAGUCAAGUGGCCAAGAUAAUUUGCUUCAUGAAAAGGCCCAACAUUAUGUAUGCUCAGGGCACUUGGGGAACAAGAAACUUAUGAACGGGAACACUGCUCACAGAAGGCAAUGUCCUAUAGUCUUUGAUAGAUGUAAGUGUCAUGUCAUAACGCAAAUGAGAGAGGGAGGAAGAGAGGCCAAUAGAAGAGGCCUUUUUAGAGUUAAACUUGAACCAGUUGCUAGUGUAAUUAUUCUGGGCUAGAUGCUAAAUCAGACUUGAGCCCAGUUUGAAAACACUGACCUUAAUCCAAUAUUUAAGGGCCCACCACCAAGCUCUUGUUGGCUGGGGAUUUCCCCAUAUUCUAACAGCAAGACACAGGAUGGUAUACAUCUGAGGAACUGGAAAAGGACCCUCAAAAACUGUGAUUGAUGCUGAUCUAUCUUAUAUGUUGAGCCACCAAUCCAUAUGUUGUUGUGCGACUAUUUAAAUAAGACCAUUAAACCUAUAAAUAACAUGUUCUUAUAUAGAAGAACAGUUGUGAUGUGAUGCAGCUCUGAUUAACUUAACUAUCUUCACUUAUUUAUAGCGUUGUGAGGAUGUUGAGAUACUGUUUCUAUGGAGAGAAUGGCAAUAUUCACAAAAAAUGAUAAACUAGAAUGCCAGAUGUUUGUUGUUUGUUUGCUCUCAUUUGACUUUUUUAUGAGCAGUAAUAGCAGUAGCUAGGAACACAUUAAAAAGAAAAAGGUUAGUAUUACAUUUAAUGAAAAAGGCCUGAUUUCGUCCUGGAAAGAGUCUGAAGAUAGUGCAUGAUGCUGGCUUGUGGUUCUUUGCUUGCUUGAGACAGGUACGGUGGCUUAGAUUUAGCACUGAACUUUUUCUAUUAGUAAGAAUUGGCUGCUGAAGCUGCUUCUGAUGCAGUGGAAGCCAAAUGGGAGCAGUUGGACAGUGUAUACCUGCUUGCUUGCUCAUGAAUAAAUUACUCAGAACCUGGCAUGGUUGUUUUGUGUCAGUAUAGUCACUGAGUUUAAGUAUUAAGUUAGCCUCAGUAACGAAAAUUAAUGUUGCUAAAUUGCUUAGACACUGGAAGGUUCCUGGUUGUUUCCCAUGAAAACUGAACCAAGUAAUCUUAAAUCAUUAGCUGAGUGCUAGUUCUUUUAUAGAAAUGAAAUCUGCACAAGCGAAUCUUAAGUCACAUUAGUGAUAUGCAAUGGCAUUUCUUUGUGGAGAUUCUUGUAUAAAGCAACCAUAAUAUCCAGAAAAUUCUAGAUCUUGAAGAGUAGCAGGCUUUGAAAAUGUUGAUCCUUUUGUGACAGCCAAAAAAGCUGUGAGUCCGAACCUCUGAAAACAAAGCUGUUCUCUGUCCCAGAACUUGUAGGACUGGAAGAGUAGCCAGCUGAGGGCAGCCUGAAAAGUUGAUAGACAGUGUACAAGGAGGCCAGGCAGGAUGACAACUGGGGUGGUCAAAUAUUUAAUGUGCCAGGAACAAGGAAAUUAACUGGUAAUUGUACAGACAUCAUUUAAUGGAGAGUCUUCAGUAGUGAUGUAAUGUUGGCACUCAAUGAGCUAAAUGGGAGAGAGGAUGCAGCUUAUUUUGAGGAGAGUGAAAUGGUGUGAGGUCUUUAAUGCUAUGGGAGGGGUGUUCCAUAACUCUUUAGCACAACAGUGAUACUAUUUUCUCAAGACUUUGAGUAGGAGCCUACAGUGGCGUAGUGGACUAAAGCCUCAUGACUUGAAGGUUGGGUUGCUGACCUGAAGGCUGCCAGGUUCGAAUCCCACCCAGGGGGAGCGCAGAUGAGCUCCCUCUAUCAGCUCCAGCUCCCCAUGCAUGCGGGGACAUGAGAGAAGCCUCCCACAAGGAUGGUAAAAACAUCAAAACAUCUGGGUGUCCCCUGGGCAAUGUCCUUUCAGACGGCCAAUUCUCUCACUCCAGAAGCAACUCAAGUUGCUCCUGACACGAAAAAAAAAGACUUUGAGCUUGCAAGGAAAGAUGUGAACUGCAUUGAACAAAUUCAACAUGAAAUAAGUCAGAUCAGGUUUCAGCAAAGCAGACCAGUCAAGAUAUAGUGGGCCAGAUUCAGUCAAGUAUGAUAGCUAAAACUCAGUGAGACUGAACUAACUCGCUGGUUAAGGUUGGUCAAUUCACACUGGUCUGGUCAUGCCAGACUCCAGUGAGCAGCCUUAAGGACUCUGGAUAGCUCUCACUACACCCUGGUUGCUGAACUGAAUUGUGUCAGCAAAAGAUUGUAAUCAUUGAAGCUUUAAAAGAUUGACAGGACCUUUAAAAAUAAUUCAAUUUCCUCAAUGGCUGUCUGUAACUUUUAAAGGGCUCAUGAUUGUUUUUAUAAUCAUGUGUUCUUAUGUGGCAGUAGGAUGGAAAUGCCCAUGGGAAAGCUCACCCCAGCAUCUAAAUAUGACAAUGGAGUUUUGACCCUGGGCCAGUAGAGUGAUGCUGUGGAAUCACAGAAAUGAGAUGUAAUUCAUCUGAAUUCCUCUCUGAGAGCUGGGAACCAAUAAGAAAGUAUGGUAAAAAAAAAAAAACCCUCCACUUGUUAAUAGUUAGAAGAAAUUUCUCUUAUAGUUGCUGUUGAUGAUGUUGUGUAUUUCCAAGUAAUUUCUGACGUAAAUUGGUGAGUCUUUAGCAGGAUUUCCUUUGGCAUAAUUUGUUCAAAGUGGGUUUGUCCUUGUCUUUUUCUGAGGCUGAGAGAGUAUGAUUUGCCCAAGGUCACCCAAUAGUUUUCCAUGACCGAGUGUAACCCUAGUGUCCUAGUGUUUUAGUCCAACACUCAGGCCACUACAGCAUACUGGUUCAUUCCCUCCUCUCCUCUCUGCAUUGUAUAUAUUCAAUAACGGUUGUAAUCAUUUAAAUACUGGGCAUCUUUUGCACACACUAUUAGUUCAUUAUCUCUUUUGAAAUACUUUUCUAAAAUUACAGCAUUCAAGGAGACAAUGCAGUCACGUUAAAGUUCAGUCAUUCUUGUUGAUCCCCUUCUGAAAAUGCUUACAUGCUAAAGGAUUAAUUUAACUCUUUCUCCCUACUUUUAUGUUAUGGUCAUAGCUUUUGCCUCAUCCCAGAGAAUUAAAUCUUUCUCUUUAAACUAAUUUUUGAAGCAACCCAUAAUAAAAUAAAAAAGUCAUUUCUGUUUGAGCUUCCUUCCUUUCAAGCUCACUGACCUCUAAUUCCUUUGAUUCCUUUUUCUUAAGACCUUGAGGGGGAAAUGUAGAAUAGGGUGGACAGUUAUACAAUAGCCUUCUAAGUUAAUAAUGUUCUAAUAGUGUUAAUGUGUGUCAGGAAACAUUAUAAAACAGACGAGAAAAUCUUUGAAGACCAAAUAUUUAUAUACAAAUAUCAGAAUCUCCAUUCGGUAGCUAUAACUGAUUUUUAGUCUUCUGUUAUGUGUAUACACCAAAAUCUAACCAGUAUUAUAAGAUGUAAUUUUCUGGUUGUUUAUAAAUAUUUUGUUAGAAGCAUGCAAUAACUACAUGUAGGUCAUUGCAGUGCCACAGGAUAUUAGUUGAAAGUAUCUUGUGGGAAUCAAUGAAGCUUUCAGCUGUAAAAAUAGGGCAGACUUCUCACAACCUCUCUGUAUACAGCUCAAAAGAAUUUCCAAAUAGUUGUUUCUUAUAUCUUGUAUUUUUAACUCUAAAAUGUUUUAUGUGAUAAUGUUACUCCUGCUUCUUAGUUCUUUAAAGCAGUUCCUGUAUAUCUGUUCUAGUUUUAUAGUUGCAAAGAUAGUGUGGAGCUAUGUAUUAUUCCAUUAAAAAGUUCCUAGUAUAGCUUUUUGGGGAUCUAGUGUUCAAAGUUCAUGUAAACAAAAAAGACAAUUCAUCCAGUGAUUGAUGACCAAUCCUGACAUAACAAGACCAGAAACAUGUUAUUGGAUAAAAUAAGGGUCACUCUAUUUGACCUAUUAACUAUUUAAGAUUAAAAUAUGAAAAAAUUGAUAUAGGGGGGAAAACAACCUGGUUGGGGUCUUAGCUGGGACCUGAGUCAAAAUCUCCCCAGUUUUCUCUUUGGCAAAAAUACCUGAUCCUGAAGGCAAGCAAAAUUAUUUUGGUACUGCUCACCCCGGAUGUAGGGAACUCCCUGUCAGCGGGGAUGAUGGGUAGCAGAGUGUAUUCCAAGAAUUCACCAUCCCGGUCUUCACCUCCUCCAGACUGUCUCCCGUGUGGAAAAACAGCACUGGACAAACACACUCCAGCAGAUGAGGGUUUCGGUUGGAAAUCCAACGGCAAUAAACUUUUAUUUACAUUUCUAUAUACAAACAGAGCAAAUCAGUCCUUCUCCAUGAGCGCUGUUGCCGAAGCGAACUCAUGCAUGCACACACACUGCUCAUCUGAACAGGAAACUCCUCUGCAUUCCACAGGAACAAGAAAGAAAGUCCCGGUCAAAACAAACUUGACCCCAUUGGUCCUGUGAUACAUCAAUCAUAGCAGACUCUCAUUAACUCCAUAACUGCUGAAAUGCCUUGCCGGAAAAACUAACACAUAAGGCAUUUCUAACAACCCAGAUUGAUUUUAACAUUUCACAAUACACAAUACCCUGACACUCCCCACCCCCCACACCAGAAACCUCCAUGUCUGCCCCAAGGGCAUGUUCUUACCCAGCUUCCAGGUCAGAAUCCAAAGAUGCCAUUGCCAACCUUUCAUUCCAACACCAUAUUUUUGUUUUCUGUCUCAAAAUCUGCCACUGAAAGGGACAGCGUCUGUCUAGUCCCUUUCCCUCACCAGGCCAUCCAAAAUGUCACUCACCCCCCUGCUAUAAAUCUCCCAGGAAAAGCUGAUUGUCUUGUUUAGAUAGGUGUAUGACAUCAGCUCUAUAUUAUUCCCACCUCUGAAAAUGAUACUGGUAUGUGGGAAAUAAUAGCCAAAUUUGAUUUUUUAAAUACAGUAGUAUGAAAUAUACAGUAUAUUGACUAUAGUGCCUCUAAAAUGUUAAACACCAUUAUCAAAGCAUCUGGUCCUGUGCACCAUAACUGAUCUAGUCCACUACCUUUCAAACAUGUUAAAUGUGUUAGAAUGGGUGCCUCAUAACUGAGGCUAGAAAUAGCCAGCCUAUAUUUAUUCAUAUUAUUGUCAGCAAAGAAUGUAAUUAAGAAAGUUCUGAUGGCAGAAUUGUAAAGAAUUAAAUUAAGAAAGCUGCAUCUCUAAUACUGCAAUUGUACUCUGUCCAAUUUAGCUAAUGUCUGCAAUGUGAUUGUAUAUUGAACAUAUUUGACGGAGAACCUAGAAUACUUAUGACAGUGAAGACUGAUGAAUUUAAAAACGAUUGGGAAAUGAAAUUCAAUUCAACUGAAUUCAACUGAAAUUCAACUGCAAGGGGAAAGUGGGUAAAUUAACAAGCUCUUUUGUAAUUUGAUGAAAAAUAUCAGAUGAAGACAGCAGCUUAUAGUGUUCAAUGGUGCUUUUAUAGACAAAUAUUUGAAAGAUUUAAAAUGGAUAAAAUUGUUGGUUAUAAACAAAACAUACCUGAAUUUGGGAUUCAGUUGUAUAUUCAGUUGUAUAUGAAUGAUGUAUAUUUGAUCGGUAAGCUGAACAAAGUUUUGUUAACAAUUCAGUUGGAAGCGGAACAUGAUAACAAUGUUAUGAUAAAGUGGGCUCAGAACGUUCGAUAUAAUAUAAAGAUGAAGCAAUUGGCAAAAUAUAGUCUGUGAGAGUGAAAUUUGUGUUAUGAUUUUAAAGAGAAUUUAUAUCUUUGGUAUGAACCCCAUCAAAAUGCAUUAAGGGACAUGUUGGAAGGGUGAGCAACAUGUUGACGUUUUAUCGUAUAUGGUGGACUUGUGGGAAGGCUAAUUUUUUUUUGAAUAACAUACAUUGUCUACUCAGAAGAUUCUGAAGGUUAACAUUAAAUUGAAAUCUGAAUUGUUUUUAUUGGGGUUACUUAAUGACCACACGAAGAAUAUGGAAGAUUACUAUGAUACACUACUAACUACAGCAACAAGAUUACUAUAUGCACACAAAUUUUUUUAAAAAUGCAAUUCCAGCUAAAGAGAACUGGCUCCUGAAACUGCUUGACCUAGGUGAAAUAAAUCAUAUUUUUAUUAGAGAAAAAAUACUGGGGCCAUUUCUGAAGGAUAGUGAAUGAUUGAUUUGCAGAAAAAUGGGAAUAACCUGCUAAGUGUAGAUUUUGAGGCUUGCUUAAGCACAAUAAUUUAUUUAUUUAUUAAUUUACAGUAUUUAUAUUCCGCCCUUCUCACCCUGAAGGGGACUCAGGGUGGGUCAAAAUGCUCAUAUAAUGGCAAACAUUCAAUGCUAUUGGACAAACGACAUAUAUAGACAACCACAUAUAGACAGAGACACAGAGGCAAUUUAACACUCCAGAUUUUGGGCUUCAUGAGGAUAUGCUCGGUUCCGGCCACAGGGGGAGCUGCUGAGACACUGAGUCCUUUGAUGGAAACUUCCUCUUUCCGCAUACUGCUGGAGAUUAGGUAACUAAUUUUUUAAAAAGCGGUACUUCAAUUCCUACUUGACAGAUGCAACUGUCUUUCAGCUGCAUAGGUCUAGCAGCAAGCUGGACUAUUUAUGGUCAGGAGCUUACCCUGACCCGGGCUGGCUUCGAACUCAUGACCUCUCGGUCAGUAGUGAUUUAUUGUAGCUGGCUGCUAACCAGCUGCACCACAGCCUGGUCCCUCUAGGUAUAAGUGUAUGAAUACUUUUUUAGCUGAAGAUUAUAUAGCAAAAUGCAUAACCAUUAAGAAUGGUAAAUUAUUUACUUUUUCUGUUCUUAUUUCCUUUUUCAUCUCUGUCUCUCUCUAUAUACAUACAUACACAAACACACACUAUAUUUAUUUAAUUCUAAGAUACACUUUUUUCCCCUAAGCAGGCAGUCUCCAAGUUACAGACAUCUGAUUUAUAUAUGACUCAUAGUUAAGAACAGGGGUGAGACAACAAGAAGUGAGAAAAAUCUACCCCUAGGAAGGGAAAUUCACUAUUGUAAGAGUUAUCAUGGGGAAAAGCUGUCUCCACUGAGGCUUUAUCACCAAUCCUUGUUUCCACAAGAAGUCAUUUUUUUCAAAGUCCAGAAAGUGAGGUGAAAUCUUCUGAAGGGGUGCAGACAGCAAAACAAACACCGCAGGGAUGUUAACGGUUACAUUCAAAUUCAACUUCAGAACAAACUGACUGAACCUAUCUUGUCUGCAACUUGGGUACUGCCUUUUGGUGAAGGAUAAGGCUUUGAAACCAGCUCUUUAGGUCCCAGGACGUGGGAGAUGGAGAAAGAGAAGGAGUCUAGAUUUGAGGCUGACUUGUUGGUUUGCUUUCACAUUAGAAACCUUCCAGUAAACGGGGGAGCAACCCAAUUGUUGGACUUUUGGGGCUUGGGUCUUUCAUGAAAGGGAAGGCUGAAGAGUCUGAGUUGACAUCUGGUUAAGAGUUGACAAACCUAGUCUGUGGGUUCCAAACCAGUUUGGAGCACUACUUCAAUAUAAUAGCACAUCUAACCAUUGUAAAAAAAAAUUAAUUUUUUUAUUAAGAUAUCUUAAGUGUUUGUUUGCUGAAUUUAAUAUUGCUGCACUCUGAAUUUGUGGUCUUCAGCCAGAAGCAUAUCUAAUAAAUAUCCAAAGAAGCCAUUUACUUCAUAAAUAUACACAUUUCUAAUCAUCAUCAUCAUCAUCAUCAUCAUCAUCAUCAUCUAUUUCUGAUAACAUAAAAACCAGUAUUGAAUCCAUAGCUAAAAAUCAGGAGUAUAUCUGUGACUAAAAACUACAGAAUUAAACAUCAGAAAUAGUGUGUACAUUUCCCUCUUUCAUACAAACCUCAUUCCCACUGUUUGUAGCUUAGGAACCAGUACCACUAAGUGAAUCAUUCCAUACUGCCCAUAAAAGAGAGUGAUAGUCAUCUGUUAGCAAUGCUUUGCCAUGGCACAGCAGUCUGAGCUUGGCAACCAUUCAUUUGUACAAAGAGUUUCUAUGUGAUCUCACCCCUAUAUAGAAAAGAGCUGGGAUUCUAGUCUAGUCUCCAGCAUAACUUGUUAUCUAAAUGAUACUCCACCUUUUAAUGAUGAUUCUAUCUAGUAAAUUAAAUGUAUCCCUCAGCUUUCAUGGUAGUUAGGAAGAACUUUCUGACAGUAAGAGCUGUUUGGCCGUGGACUACACUGUAUUGGAGUGUAUUGGAGUUUCCGUUUUUAAGCAGAGGCUGUGUGGCUAUCUGUCAGGGGUGCUUUAAUUAUGUGGGGGUUGAAUUGGAUUCUAUGAUUCUACAUGAUUCCCACAACAGUGGAAAAUGGCAAAGAAAUAACCAUCUCCCCUAAUAUACAUGCUACAGACUGCUGCUGAAAAAAAGCUUCAGUGUCAUCAUCUUUCUCAGGGAGAAGGAAGACAACACUAAAGGAGAUAUUUGUAACAUUCUCAGUUUUGGCCUCCUCCAACUGUUAGGUGAAUGAGGAGGAUGGCAGCAGUUGGAGCAUCACAAGAGUAGUGGAAAGAGGCUGUGGCAGGUGCUCUUAUGAUCGUGGCCAUGAUGAAUCUUGUCUUAAUAGGGAAUUUCAAGAACAUUAGGCAGACUGCACUUUGCACCAAACUCACAGUUCCAAUUAAGUCCAGAGCCAUCAAAGCCGCUGCUCUAAGAACAGUUGCUACAUCUUCCUGUGCCCUUUGGCGUCCUGCCUUUUUUUUGGCUCUCUCCUCCUUUCCCCUGUCCUACUCUUCCCAUCUACUCAUUCACAAUCUGCUAUCCUCCCUCCUAUUUCGCCAUACUAUCCCCCUCUUGCCUGAGUGAGUAUGGAAACACAUAUUCUCCCUCCUCUUGAGCCACCAUCCCAUCCCUCUGCAAAUCAGUUAAGUUUAAUCUGUAGAUAUGGAGGGGCAACUGUAAUUAUUUCACAGAAUCUGAGAAUGUUUCGAUACAGACACACCUUGAUUAACAAAGUCUUUGAUAAAGAAGCUUCUUUUGACAAAGUCAGAUUAUGACUGCCCAGCCUCCCCUUUUAUCCCCGUCUACCGAGAAGGUUUUUUUUUUUUUAGCAGCAUCAGUAUUAAGGGGGUAGUGAACAAGCACUCCAAAAACACAAGUGUACACUGCUGCGUUAUGAAAGCACAUUUGUAGUAAAACAUCUGCUCCUGAAAGCAUGUUUUAAAAAGAGUAUAAGUUUGACUAUCAAAAUGACAUUAUUAGAAAAGUGGAAGAGAGUGAAAGAAAAAAUAAUUGCUGGAUGCAUUUUGGGAGAAGACUAGAAAUGUUCUCUUAAAGAUGCCAAAUGUUUUUGUUUGCUCAUGCAAUGCUUACCUGACCUGGUGAUUCCAUUUCACAUAUGCAUAUCUUUAGGUUGGAAUAAAAAGUCUUCUGAAGCACAUUUAAGUGGCUUUUGUUUUUUGUUAUUCUCUCCGUGUUAUUUCUGCACCUAGUACCAAAGUUUCUUCUUCAUGGUCUCUGUGAAUACACAAAUGGGUAACUGUGCAGGUUGCAAUGGAAAGCUUUCCAAGCUCUACCUUUUAAGUUUUGGUGGUAACCCCGCCUACUUCUCCCCAGGGCAUAAAAGGUGCCCUGGCCUGCGGCUUAUCAGUUCCUUUUUUCCCUGCUGCAGCUACUUUGGACGCUUUGCUCUUCUUCAGAGAUGUCCACUUUGCGCUUCAAAUGUUGUACAUGCCACUCCGCUUGUACAGACAUUCACUGUGCCUCUUUUGCCUUGGAGAAGGCCAUGUUGUCGGAGCAUUUUAGCACUGCUAGGCCUUUACUGCACAGGCCAGAAAGAACAGGGAGGUGAGGCUUCACUCCCUGCUUUACCAAAAGGCCUUCAGAUCAUCAACUUCCCCUAAUAUUAAAUUAGUGAUGAGACUCAAGAGCCUAAGCCUGGAUAACAGUUUUAUUUCUUGCCUUCAGCAUGUUUUAGAAUAGGUGACUCCCCCCCCUUUUUUUAAAGAACUGUUUUGUAGACCUGAAGCCAUAGUUGGUAUAGUCUUUAAAUAACAAAUUGUACCUCUGAGGCGAUGCAUAUGUGUGUGCAGUUUACCUUUUUUGUGUAUGAAAACAAUUCAUGGGAUGAUACUGUUUUAGGACCUAUUUUUAGCUGUUUUCACUUUCAGCAUGAACAGUCGUUCACUUUUCACUUUGGAGCCCCCAGAUGGCGUAGUGGACUAAGUGACUUGAAGGUUGGGCUGCUGACCUGAAAGCUGCCAGGUUCGAAUCCCACCUGGGGAGAGUGCGGAUGAGCUCCCUCUAUCAGCUCCAGCUCCAUGCGGGGACAUGAGAGAAGCCUCCCACAAGGAUGGUAAAAACAUCAAAACAUCCGGGCGUCCCCUGGGCAAUGUCCUUGCAGACGGCCAAUUCUCUCACUCCAGAAGCAACUCAAAUUGCUCCUGACACGAAAAGUUUUCACUUGUGUACUUAACCCUGAUCAGCAUUGUAAAUAAUGCUGGCCCAUUGUUGUGGUCUGAAGUAUUUUGCAUUAUUUUAAUGUAACAUAAAACUGCAGUUUCUUAAAAGUUUUUAAAAAAACAAGCUUUAGGAGAGGAAGGGGGCAAGCACAAGCCUGAAGUUUGCUACUGUGUGUUAUAAUAAUGGAAAGGAUCUUAUAGAUAUCAUGGUAAGCUGGAGACCCAUAUGAAAGCUGACUUCCUGUGAAUGAUCCCACGUUGAUAAUGGACACAGAUUUGGGUGAAACAUACCACAAUAUUUUGGAAUCUACCAACAAAUAUAAAAGAAACAAUAUGUUGGUUUUCUUGGAUAGAAAUAAACCAAAGUAGCAGCUGAGACUGGAUUUGCAUGAUAGAUAAACAAAUGUUGAGCAAGGCUCUGCUGCUUGUUUAGCCAUCCAUUCCUUCUGCAAGAGGAAGCAAUCGAGCAGCUUGCAUACUGCUCAUGAUAUGGUAUGUCUGGGUUCUUUCAAAUUCUCAUCUUCAUACAUUUGAUUUGGUCCUUGGUACCCAGAGGGUUUUUAAUAAUCUAUCCUAUAUUUAUUACGAUUUUACCAUUUAUGUGUUUUAAAUGCAAUUUUUUAUCCUGUAUUUUUGUUUCAAUGGAUAUAUUGUAUUACUGUUUCAUCUUUUUAUAGUGUGAUUUAUAUUAUGCUGCCUAUAUUUUGUCCUAUGUUGUUUGGGCCUCUGCCCCAUGUAAGCCGCCCCGUGUCCCCGCGGGGAGAUGGUGGCGGGGUAUAAAUAAAGUUUUAUUUAUUAUUAUUCUCCCUGCUCCUAUACUACAUUCAUACAUUUUGGGGGGUGGGAAAAUUUUCUGCAGGAAGCUCUUAUGACAAUUACAAUGCAUUGUACCUUGGUGUCUGGUUUCCAGAGCCAGUGAGUCCCAGUAAGCAUAUUGAUUUCUAGCCAAGGGGUGCUGGAAGCAGUCAUCUAUGGGAACCAAGCUAGGAGUCUUUACAGAUAUCACAUAUACAAUUGAAUAAACCCCAAAAAUUCCCACUGCUAAUAAUACUUACCUAUCUCAAGUGUACAUCUCUUUGGGGAUUUCUUUGUCCCCCGGCAAUAUCUUCAUGUAUUGUCUUUACUCAGAUGCUCCCUUACCUGUAAUGACAUUUGUCCUUAUGUUGAAUGGUCAGAUCAGAUGGACAAUGUGUAUUGUGUCAGUAUUGUUACAAGCUUUUAAAAAGUAUGGUGGUGAAUACAGUGUCCUUAGAAAAUACAAUUGGCCAUCCCUAAUUUAAAAGGAAAGCUUUGCUUAAUAUGAACAAACUACUGAGAUAUUGAAAUAAAAUUCAUGCAUUUAUUUUCAGUGUAGUUUUUCUGCAACUUCUUUUCAGAUAAGUAGGAGUGGAUAUGGAGUCUGUUGUGGGAGGAAGCCAUUUCCUGAAUGCACCAGCUUUGAGUCGCUUUUUUAAAGGGGCUCCCAUUUGAGCACUUACACCUCCCUAAUGUGCCUGUGUGUUUCUGACUGUGUGCCAAGGAGAAAAAGGAGAUGGGGGAGGAGGAGGAGAAGUAGCAGCGGAGGUAUUGGAUUAACACAGCUGGCAAACGUAAUAGGCAAUGUGGGCUUCUUUUUCUGUAGAAUAAGAUCUGACCUUAUUUAGUUCAUAUUCUCGUAUGUUUAAAAUGUGGUCUGUUUUAAUGAGCGCUCCUAAAUCUUCAAAAGCUUAAAUGGAGCAAUGAGUGUGGAGCCGGGGGGGGGGGGGGGUGCCUGCAAAGGGGAAGGAGGACGCAGCAGUAGUGUGCAGUUUAAAAGUUCUUAACUUGCAAAAAAAAUGACAUCAGCUUCUUCCUAGAGGUGGGCUUUUUGAGAGUGAGUUGCAAAGAAACAGUCCAAGGAAUGUGCUUGCUUUGGAUUAUGGGAUUUUUCUUCUCUUCCUGAACUUUUUUUUUAUACAGGUAGUUUCUGAGUCCUUGUGUGCUAAUGUUCUUCUUUUAUAUGCAGGUUUUAAAAGAGAAAUCUUAUUGGGGAGGGAUAAUUUGGAAGUCAGUGAGUUGUGUGGGAAAUGAUUACAUCAGUUUCAGGGAGGGCUAGGAUUGGUCUGUACAGUAUGGUUUGAUUCACUGCCUAAAAGAUUUUGUGUAACCCUUUGAGUGAAGCACCAGCAGAGUUAGCUGCCUCCCCCAGAAAAAAGUGUGCAUGUAACCAGGGAUUUGCAGCUCAGGUACACUAGUCCCUUGAAACUAAAGUAACCUGGAUGUUGCAUCCUGGAGUUGCAGAGGAUUUGAAAAGGCAAAGAACAAACUCUUUCAGGAGAUACUAUCUGUAUUUUAAAAUGCCAUCUUGUUCUUCUGACUGCUGCCUUUUACGUGCUGUUGAGGAUGUAAAAGUCUUUAGCGAAGAUGGGACAUGCAAGGUGGUUGAGAUCUUAGCAGAUAUGACAGCUCGAGAUCUUUGCCAGCUUCUUGUUUAUAAAAGCCAUUGUGUGGACGACAACAGCUGGACCCUGGUGGAACAUCAUCCUCUUCUAGGACUAGAGAGGUGCUUGGAAGAUCAUGAACUUGUUGUUCAAGUGGAAUCCACAAUGGGAAGUGAAAGUAAAUUUUUAUUCCGAAAGAAUUAUGCUAAGUAUGAAUUUUUUAAGAACCCUGUGAACUUUUUUCCAGAACAGAUGAUUGCUUGGUGUCAGCAGUCAAAUGGCUGUAUUCCACCGUCACAGCUCCUACAGAAUUUUUUAAACUCGAGUAGCUGUCCAGAAAUUCAAGGGUUCUUACAUGUGAAAGAACUGGGGAGGAAAUCGUGGAAGAAACUGUAUGUUUGUCUGAGGAGAUCUGGAUUGUAUUGCUCUACAAAAGGUUCUUCAAAGGAACCAAGGCAUCUGCAGUUCUUAGCUGACCUUGAAGAUAGCAAUAUUUUCUCGUUAGUAGCAGGGAAGAAACUGUACAGUGCUCCAACAGAUUACGGAUUUUGUAUAAAGUCCAAAAAAGCAAGAAAUGAAACUAAAGAGUUACGGUUGCUGUGUGCAGAGGAUGAGCAAAGCAGAACAUGCUGGAUGACAGCCUUUAGGCUCCUCAAGUAUGGAAUGUUGCUGUACCAGAACUAUAGAAUUCCACAACAAAGGAAAGCUCUGCAUCCACACUUCACCACUCCCGUAAGAAGUGUGUCUGAAAAUUCCUUAGUUGCAAUGGAUUUUUCUGGACAAAUAGGAAGAGUUAUUGAAAAUCCUGCAGAAGCACAGAAUGCAGCCUUAGAAGAAGGACAUGCUUGGAGGAAACGCAGUACAAGGAUGACUAUCUUGGGGAUCCAAAGUCCAGUUCAUCCUUCCACAGUGAGCACAGGUAUUCAUAGGGCACAACACUGGUUUCACGGCAGGAUCUCUAGAGAGGAAUCACACCGGAUUAUUAAACAGCAGGGUCUCGUAGAUGGGCUAUUUCUUCUUCGGGAUAGCCAAAGUAAUCCAAAGGCAUUUGUACUCACACUCUGUCAUCAUCAAAAAAUCAAACAUUUUCAGAUUUUGCCGUGUGAAGAUGAUGGACAAAUAUUUUUAAGCCUUGAUGAUGGGAGCACCAAAUUCACUGACCUAAUUCAGCUUGUUGAGUUCUACCAACUCAAUAGGGGAGUGUUGCCCUGUAAACUCAAACACCACUGCAUCCGUGUGGCCUUAUGACAUCUGUUCAAGUCCAUGUUGAAGACUGGCUUUGCCCACAGACUGGAGUUGCGAAAGAAAAAACGUACACGGAAGUUCACGCUGGGGCAUUGGCAGACUUGUAGUUGUCCUUUAAAAUACAUAUGCACCUUGGCACUCAAAAAGGGAUCAUUUGAGCUGGUGCCAGCAGACUAAGAUUUUGCUGGUUUGUGUCAUACCUGAGCAUGAUUGCUGCAGAAUGUCCCAAGCACCAUUCUCCCUCCAAAGUUGUAAAAUCACUAAACAAAACUGGAAACUGUCCCUUGGCUGAUCCAAUUAACAGAAUCAAGUUGGUGAAGCAAAAUAAUUGAAAAAGAACUCUUGCCCUGGAAGAAUCUUGACAAUUUAAAUUUUAGUGUGUUUACUUUUUUAUUGAUCACUCACUAUUUUUGUCUAUGUUUUGCACUCCUCUUUUUGGGAUAUUGCAUGUGGUCUGUAUUAGGAAGUGAUUCAGCUUUUAAAUUUACACAGAAUCUGUGUAUCACUCAGUCUUGUGUGGUGUUCAUUUGCUACAGCUGAACUAGGAUCCAGAUGUCUGACCUUUCUGCAGACCUCAGGUGAUGUUCUUGAAGGAACGAUAUCAAUGAAAAUCUGAAAAAAACAAAAAACAAAUGCCACUCAUAUUCUUGAGAGGAAUGACUUUUUGAUCAUAAUAGCUGCGGCCUGUAGGCAGUACUUUAGGGCUGGACAGUUAUGCAAGGUUUUAAUAACCCCAUUCACAAAUAGUCUGGACCUAAUCUAAUCUGGGUGGGUUAUCAGUCAACCCUCCAUUCUACAAUGGGGGGUUGGGGGUGGUGGAGGCUCUGUUACUUUGGGUGUGGAAAAGAAGAGUUAAGUGUUCGAUUUGUUAUGGCACAAAUUCUGUGUUUUUAUUUUUAGCAGUAUUUCUUAAUUUUUCAGAUUUUAUCACAGAGCAGAUAGUAUGCUGCACAGCUUCGUAAGCACAUGAGAUCAGUACUGCCCUCUAAGUGUAGGCCAAAGCUUACAUUAUGCGUGUGUAUGAAUAACUGUGGACAUAAUCUAUCAAGGACUGUCAGAUAGCUUUUCAGUUCAACAAAAGAAAUAUAUGUAAGUACCACUAUUAGAAUAUAGAAUAAUGUACAAUAGGACUGGCAGUUUAAUAAACUGAAACUUUUAUUUGGAGGCUAGAUUUCCAGCCAUCUUGACCAGGCUGGGAUUCGUUAUUGUCACUUUUGUCAAUUGAUACUUGUGGAUAUAUGCACUAAAGAAUUUGUGCCAGUACAGUGGGCCUUCGGUAUCCGCUGGGGUUUGAUUCCAGAAUCCCCUAUUGAAACCCUAAUCUGUGGAUGCUCAAGUCCCAUUAUACACAGUGACAUAGUAAAAUGGCAUCCUUUUUAAAAUAGUAAAUAACUCAAAACAAGUUUCGGAGGACCUGUGAAACAGCAAGAGGCUAUUCCUCAAAUCAUUGCCUGGCCAAAUCAUGGUUUGAUUUUUGGAAUGUUUUAGAUAUGUUUUCAAGCUGUGGUUUGUUGAAUCCGUGGAUACAGAACCUGUGGGUACUAAGGUCUGAUUGUAUCUGGCAAACUAGCUUCUUCUUGCUUCAGUCCUGGUUCACCUAUAAUGUUUGCUCUAUAAUCUUCCACCUGAUAGAUAUGAUUUCCUGGCUAUAAUUUGGAUAAUUUGGGUUUAGGUCAUAGACAAGUGGUAUCUGUCUGUAUAAUCAUGCUGGACCAAAUACUGUUAAUUCCACAUACCUGUGUUCAUGGACUGUGUUACAUGGAGAAUUUGUACCAUCUGAACCAGGGACAUUUCUUAUUAACGUUAUCCCAUAUUUACAUAUACAUAAAUGCUCUUUAUUUCUGGUCAUAGCAUUAAAGUAAAAUCACCAUUCAUGACUGUGAACAGUCCAGUGUUUGUACAGUUUGGAUGGUUUAUAAAGCAACCUAGGAUUUUUCAGAAUUAGUGUUUCAAUUUGAGUGUCUUUUCGCUGUGUCCAACUAUUAUAUAGAAUUAAACAUAAACAAUUCAAUUAGAGUGAUUAUCUUGUCUAAUUAAUAGCCCAUCUGAAUGGAAUUUUUAAAAAUUCAUAAAAUAUUUCAAUGGUCCUGAGAGUAGCUUAAGAUAAUGCAACCAGCUUGAAUAAUACAUAUGAGCUGAAUUAUAAAUGGUAUGGAAACACUGUAUUUUAGUUUAUGGGGCACAUUUUAGCAGCCUUUUGCCAUGAAGUAUCUACAUGUAUGAUAAAGAAACUUGAUCUAGUUUUUACUGCAAUCUUCUUGAUUUUAUUUGUACAUAUUACAUUUCUAAUUGAUCUUUUUGUCAAUGUUCUUAAACAUCAAAUUAAGCUAAUUUAAACCUCCAAUUUCAUCCAGCAUUUUCUGUUCCAGCUCUCCUAAAAGUGAUCGAUAUAAAUUUAAUACUCUCGCUCACCACUUUUUCGAUAAGAUCAAGUAGAAUUUUAGAAAUAUAAGUGUUUAUAUGGCUUAAUUCCAUUAAUGCAAUACCCACUAAUUGUUUCAUAUUUAUAAAACUUCCAUCUUUAUUUUAUUUGAGAACAAAACAUUGACUAUCAUGAUCAUGAAUGUAGAUUGCUAUUUUUAUACACUUUCCCAACUUUAACCACAGCAAAGUGGUGGCUGCAUUACUUGAGCAUACCAUUAUUGAGCUUCCCCUUCCCCCAUUUUUUUGGCUGGAAAUUAAAAUUUGAAAACCCUUAAAUAUUUCCAGCAGAUAAAGUUGGUUGGCAGCUUAGAAACCAAGGACUGAAGGACAUUUGACUUCCUUUUUUUUGUUUGUUUGUAUUUAAAUGACAUGAAUGUAAAGAGGGAUGCUCAGGGUUGUUUUUGGAGCCUGUUGAAUUUUGCUUAUUUUGCCUGUAAUUUUUUAUUUGCUAAAUACAAUAUGUCAUGUAGCAAUCUUGGAAUAUGUUGAGAAGGAAAAUGCCAAAUCAUUUGGUAAUUAAAAAAUGCUAGGUAAGUUAAAUUGUUGUUGAUGGUUUUUUAAGUACAGCUUUUUUAUUUGUUGAAGUAAUCUUGAAGAAACAUGUGCCUCCGUUUUGAGAUGUUUUGUCUUAUCUUUUCUGCACUAAGUACCUGACCAUUUUAACCAAUCAAUGCACCUUUCCAGUGGCAAAACUUGCUUCUUAUAAAUUAUAUUGUCAGAAGGCAAGAAUUUUAACUGCAAAAUGGAAUGAAAGUGUUCAGGGAAUGCAAAAGUAUUAACGUAAGAGACAAAACCUCAUGCUCCUUAUACAUUGCUUCACAAUGUAAAUAGCUCUUUCCAUUGUUCUUUCUUUUGCUAGUGAACUUAUUUGUAAUCUUUCAGGUAUUUUUGUACAAAUGAGGGACUGAUUCUCUUUCUUGUAAUUAGAAAUAAACAUUCAUACAAUUGUAUUCA
Molecule: messenger RNA, 18036 nt
Organism: Anolis carolinensis (green anole)
Lineage: Eukaryota; Metazoa; Chordata; Lepidosauria; Squamata; Anolidae
Gene: grb10
Product: growth factor receptor bound protein 10
Exons: 13
Coding region: 13252-14661 (469 amino acids)
Biological process (GO): insulin receptor signaling pathway; negative regulation of Wnt signaling pathway; negative regulation of insulin receptor signaling pathway
Molecular function (GO): insulin receptor binding
Source: RefSeq, a predicted model, not a curated record